Molecule: messenger RNA, 4177 nt
Organism: Manis pentadactyla (Chinese pangolin)
Lineage: Eukaryota; Metazoa; Chordata; Mammalia; Pholidota; Manidae
Product: zinc finger protein 541-like
Exons: 15
Coding region: 27-2453 (808 amino acids)
Biological process (GO): regulation of transcription by RNA polymerase II; negative regulation of DNA-templated transcription
Cellular component (GO): transcription regulator complex; histone deacetylase complex
Molecular function (GO): transcription corepressor activity
Source: RefSeq, a predicted model, not a curated record
UGGCCAAGAUUUGACAGCAGAGAGCCAUGGACCAGAACAGCGCAGGGGAGGAGGGUGCCCUUCCAUCCGAGAUACACCUCUCUUCAUUUUCUGAGAGUCAAGGACUCAACUGCAGCAAUGCCCUCAACCAGGAUCUGGGUCCCAGCUCCCGAGACCUGCUCUAUGCUGGCCUGAGUGGUUUGGACAUGGACCCCAGCCUCCCAGCACCCAAUGUGCCCAGCAAGGUGCUGGAGGACAACUUGGAUGCUUUCUCCCUGUACUCUGGGGAGGACCGUGACUCCGUGAAGCUGCUGGAGAUGUAUGCAGACCCAGCAUCUCAGGCUUCUUUACAGGACCUGAGGCUGGGCAAGCUUCCGGUCCCUAAAGAGGCUGACGAAGGAGGCAGGGCCACCUCCGGGAGCGCAGGGAAAGAAGAGCAGCAUCACACUUGGCCUCAGAAGCUGCUUCUGGAUUGCAGCGUCUGCGGGAAGGUUUUCAGCAGCACCAGCUCUCGGAGCAAGCACUACCUCACGCACAGCCAGGAAUGGAAACACAUUUGCGGAAUCUGCAGCAAGGCCUUUAAGCGCAAGGACCACCUGACUAGGCACAUGCUCACCCACCAGAAGACCAAGCCCUUUGCGUGUAGGGAGCAGGGCUGCAGCAAGAGCUACUGUGAUGAUCGCUCCCUGCGCCAGCACUACGAGGUCCAGCACGGCUUGUGCGUCCUGAAGGAGGCCCCCCCUGAGGAAGAAGCCUGUGGGGACUCCUCUCCUGCCCACGAGGGGGCUGGCCAGCCUGCUGCGGAUGGCCUGCGGUCCCUGAUGCCUCCAGAAGCCAGGUCCUCAGGCCCCCUUUUGCCCAACCGAGAGCCCCUGCGCUCUAUUGUAAGCAGCAUGGUCCACCAGGAGAUCUCUUCUCUCGGCCCAGUCCUGGCCGGGCCCUCAGAUGACGGGGAAGGGAAAAACACAGCCUGUCCCUCCCCACCCUCACUGGGGCCUUACAGCUGCACCCCAGCGGCCCCAGGGACCCUGGGCACUGAUGUUCCUGAGGAGUGUCAUCCCCUGUGGAAGGAGCCUGCCACUGGGUUCACAGCCAUUCACUCCAGGGUAGCAGAGGAUGGUGGUCCACACCCAGCUGAGUUGGAGCGGCCACCCCAGCAACUGCCCUCCCUGGAGAGCUGGCAGGAGGCUGGGCCUUCGGUGGACCCCCCACAGGACUCAAAGCCCAAGCUGACGAUAUCCAACAGGAUCCAGGAUGGAAAUACCUACCGGCUCCCCGAUCCAGUGAAGGAGGAGAGCAUGGCAGCAGGCAGAUGUGACAAGUGGCUGUCACCUCAAAGGAAGCAGGACCAACAGGUGAAGGUGCGCGUGCAGCUGCCAUCUCUUCUCUGUCGGUGUUUGGGUGUCCGGCAUGGAGUUUUUCAAGCCUCUGAGACAGGCGCUGAGGCCGGAGGUGGAGGCACAGAGCCCCCCAGGAGCCUGGAAACCCUCGACGGCAUGAGCACAGCUCCUCUGGGGACGCCUGCGUCGGAGCCUGUGGGCCCAGUGAGCCAGCCCCCGGGGAGCACCGCCAAGGGACAAGACAGAGACAGCGAGGAGAGUAGCCAGCCCAGAAAGCGGAGAAAGUGCCUGCGGCCCAAGGCAUCGUUCCUGCCUCCCGCUCCUUAUGCCUUUGGGGAGCCGGGCCCCGAAGGAGGCCACCAGAGCUGCCUGUGGUUUCCGGUGCUCCUGGUGGACCACUCCCUGCAGGGACUGUUCCAGUGGUCUCCCAGUAUGCUGCCCCUGGAUGAUUCUGACAAAGUCAUCGGCAGCAAGCUUGAUCAACUGGAUGACUCUUCCGGCAGCCAUGUUAUAAAGGAUGACACCAAGCCCCACAUUCGAAUACGCAUCAGGAGAGGAAAGAAGUUUCAGGCCGAGAUCCCGGAGCUCCAGGAGCGCCCUACAGCCGAGACCAUUGAACAUGGAGCUUCUCUGGUCUGGAAGCCAUCGGACGAUGCAAUUAGCAAUCCAGAAACACAGGAUCAAGUGGAUGACUGUUUUGGCAUCUGUGCAAUCGAGGAUGACACCAAGCCCAGCAUUAGACCACACAUCAGGAUAGGAAGCGAGUUUCAGGCCGAGAUCCCGGAGCUCCAGGAGCGCCCUACGGCCGAGACCGUUACUGAGCUCUGCAAGAUGGCGUCCAGCGCGAUGCCAGGAGUUGGCACCAACCUGGAGCUCGCUCUGCACUGCCUGCACGAGGCCCAGGGCGACGUCCCGGUGGCCCUAGAGACCCUGUUACACGGAGGACCCCAGAAGCCGCUGACUCACCCUCUUGCCAACUAUCACUACGCAGGUUCAGACGUCUGGACCUCCCAGGAGAAGAUUCUGUUUAAUAAGGCAUUCCAGGCUCAUAAGAAGAACUUCCACUUGAUACACAAGAUGGUAAGGUGUAUGUGGGUGGGCUGGUGUAGACAAGGCCUCGACUCACACCACUGAGCCGAGCUAGAGCUGGAGGGCCUAUCGGGGUGACACGCUGUUCACACUGUAAACAGUUGGUAAUUUAAAAAAGCCACUGAUGUGAACAACUCCAGACAGUACAGGAAUGCCAUCACGUGCUCAAAGCCCUCCGCACCCAUCCCCGUCGUCCUACUUCUGAAUGAUGACCUCUGACUUUGGCUGGGCACCUCAGGCAUUUCUUUCCCUGUACAGAUCUUACGUGCAUAUACGCAUGUAUUUAGAAAAGGAUGCGAUCAUACUACACUUCAUGUCUGCUGAUGUUUUUUGUUCUUUUAACUUGAUAAACACAAAACUGCACGUAACAAAAAUGUACUAUUUCAUGUUUUGACAUAUUUAUACCUGCAAAACCAUCACCAUAGUCAAGAUAAUAAACACAUUCAUCACCCCCAAAAGUUUCCUCCUCCCCUUGGUAAAUUCCUUUUUCCUACCACCCCUGUCCCUCCCUAAUCACCUCCUUAUCUUCUUUCUGUCACUCUAAAUUAGUUUGCAUUUUCCAGAGUUUUCUAUCUGUCCUGCAGCAUGUGCACUGCUUGUCUGCCUUGUGUGUCUUCUUACACUCAGCAUCAUUAUUUUGAGGUUCAUCCAUCUUAUUGUGUGGACCCUUUUUCUUGCUGCGGAGUAUUCCAUUGUGUGGACGUAACAGUUCAUUUAAUCAUUCACCUAUUGAUGGACAUCUGUGUGGUUUCCACGUUAUCUGCAAUUAUAAAUAAAGCUUCUGUGUACAUUCACAUUCAAAUCUCUACAUGAACAAGUACUGCUGGUGGGGGGUAGGGCAGCAAAUACUUAGGAAAGGAAUCAGUGGCUCACAUGGUAGGUGUACAUUUAACUUUUCAAGAAAGUGCCAAACUUACGCAAAGGGGCUGUACCAUUUCACAUUCCCACUGGCAGGUACAAGAGUUCCAGUUGCUCCACAACAUCUCCAGCACUUGAUAUGGUCGGUUUUUUUAAAUCGUAGCCAUUCUAAUGAGUAUGCAGAGGUAUCUCACUGCAUUUCCCCCUGACUAAUGUUGCUGAACAGCUUUUCAUGUGCUUGUUUGCUAUCUGUGAGCCUUCUUUGGUGUCUGUUUGCUUCUUUGCCUUUGUUUUCACUGGGAUGUUUGUGUUUUUAUUGAGUUGUAGAAGUUCAUUAUUUGUUCUGGGCACAAGUUUUUUAUCCAGAUAUAUGCUUUGCAAGUAUUUUCUCCCAAUCUGUAGCUUUUUAGUCUUUUAACAGUGUCUUUUGAAGAAAGUUUUAAAUUUUAAUUAAAUUCUAUUGAUUAAUUUUUCUUUCAUGGACCAUGAUUUUGGUGUUGUAUCUAAGAAAUCUUUGCCUAACCCAAAGUCACAGAGCUUUUCCUCUAUGUCUUCUUUGAGAAGCUUUAUAGUGUUAGGCUUUACAUUUAGAUGUACGGUCCUUUCGGGGUUAGUUUUUGUAUGUAGAGCAUGGUAUGGAUUGCAGUUCCAUCUUUUCCUGUGGAUAUUUAGUUGUUCCAGUGCCUUUUGUUGAAGAGGCCAUAUUUUCUGCACUCAGCUGCCUUUGUACCAUGUCAGAUAGCAGUUGGCUGUAUAUGUAUGGGUUCUUUUUAUAUGUAUUGUUGGAUUCUACUUGUUAAAACUGUCUCUGGAAUUUCCCCCGUGUCCAUGGUGGGUACUGGCCUGUAGCUGUCUCUCCUGCGGUGCGUUUAUCUGGCUUUGGGAUGGGGGUAGUGCUGACCUUGUGGAAU